This is a messenger RNA of Lactuca saligna, 885 nucleotides long. NCBI's taxonomy places the organism in Eukaryota, Viridiplantae, Streptophyta, Magnoliopsida, Asterales, Asteraceae. The record is from the annotation of a GenBank genome assembly.
AUGAGGAUUUGGAUUUGGAAUUGUUUGACAAGGUGUGUGAGUAUCACACAAACACUUCAAAUCCAAAACCUGAAACUGAAAGGAAGAAUACUGGAGGACGAGUAUUACCUUCUUGGUGAAUAUGUCACCAGUAGAAUUAAUUGUACAAUUCUAGGUUUGUUGAGUGUAUGGAACGUUUCUUUUCUUGGAUAUCCUGCAAGAGCUAUUCUACCCUACACUCAAGCUCUCGAGAAGCUUGCUCCACACAUUCAACAGGUUAGUAUGGAGAGUAAUGGGAAAGGAGUAUCCAUAGAUGGUGUAAGCCUUCCUUUUGAAGCUGGUGAAAUUGAUUUUGGUGAGCCAGGAACAAAUGGUCAACAUAGUUUUUAUCAACUAAUUCAUCAGGGGCGUGUUAUUCCUUGUGAUUUCAUUGGUAUUGUCAAGAGUCAACAACCUGUCUACCUUAGAGAUGAAGUGGUAAAUAACCAUGAUGAACUCAUGUCAAACUUUUUUGCACAACCUGAUGCUCUUGCUUAUGGAAAGACCCCUGAACAAUUGCGAAGUGAGAAUGUUGCAUCUCAUCUUGUUCCUCACAAGACAUUUACUGGGAAUAGGCCCUCCCUUAGCCUUCUGCUUCCAUCAUUGGAUGCUUAUAGAAUUGGACAGUUGCUAGCUAUGUAUGAGCACAGAAUUGUUGUGGAAGGUUUCAUUUGGGAUGCAAUCGAUGGUAGACCUGAAACUACCUUGCAGAUAAUGAAGAAGGCAUUCCAUAUGGCUACGAAACACAAUAACCAGAAAGUUUCAAGAUAUGGAGCUUGCCGGAAUCGGGUGAGUGGCGUCGUCAUCUGUUCGAACAGAGAUGGUGAUGAGAUAAAGCAGAAGCUAAUUACACUUAGUAAAGAGUGA